Messenger RNA from Plasmodium adleri (nom. inval.), 1491 nucleotides. RefSeq names its product conserved Plasmodium protein, unknown function. Bases 1 to 1491 code for a protein of 496 amino acids. The record is from RefSeq and is a predicted model, not a curated record. The transcript has a single exon. Lineage: Eukaryota; Apicomplexa; Aconoidasida; Haemosporida; Plasmodiidae.
AUGAAAGAUCUUGUAGGAAGGUCAAAAAAUGAAAGAAAACUUGACGGGAUUUAUAAUCGUCAGAUAAAAGAAUUAAUAAUCAAUAAACAUAAGAAUGAAAAAAGAAAUAGCGAUAUAUUUUUAAACUUAAGCAAACGUAGUAAUAAUGAAAAUAUUCCUUUUCCAGAAAUAUAUGAAAAGGAUAAGAAAAAAAAAUAUAUGGAUUCAUUAAAAGGAAAUGUAGAAAAAAAUAAAAAUUUAGAAAGAAAAGAUAACAAUGAUGUUAUAAUUGAGGGUGAAAAAGAAAAAAAAUAUAAUAAUGAUAAUAUUAAUAAUAGCAUCAGUAAUAAUAAUAAUAAUGAUAAUAACAAUUCUGUUGUUACAAUAUAUAAAGGUAUAUAUAUGAUAAUAUAUAAACAUAUAUAUUCAAAAAAUAAAUUUUCUAAAAGUUUAACUAUUUUUAUUAAUCUUUGUAUUAAUUAUAUGAAUAAUGAUAAUAAACAUAUAUUCUUUUUUGCUUUUGAUAAGAUAAUCAAUACAUUUAAUGAGAAGUAUUUAUAUAAUGAUAAUCAUGAUAUUUUAAAAAAUAAUAUUUAUACAUUUUAUAAUAAUAAUGAGACACAUAUAAAAUGCAUGAUUUCUUUUUUUGAUAAAGUAAUAAAUAAAAUUAUAGAUAACCGUUUUGUUAUACAUAAUACAUAUGAAGAAAAUGAACAUGCAGAAAAAAAAAAAAAUACACAAGAAUUAUUAAAAACAGAUGAAAAUAUAACACCUUCAAAAAAACAAAGUAUUCAAAUAAAACAAAAUUGCUCAACGAAUUAUGAUUUAUGUGAAAAGGAAGAUACAACACAUCAUCAAACAAUAGUACAUAUAACAAAAGAAGAAAAACAAUUUUUAAAAGCAUUAAAAAUUAAAGUAUAUUACAUAAUUAUACUUUUUAAGUUAAAUGAUAAUUUUAUAUUUAAUAAACUUAUAGGAAUAUAUAGACAAAUUUUUGACGAAAUACAAAAGGAAUAUAAUAUGUAUGAGCACGAAGAAACCAUAAAAAAUAAUAAUAAUAAUAAUAAUAAUAGUUGUAAUAAUCAUAGUUGUAAUAAUCAAGAUAAUAUUAAUGACAAUGAAGAAAUGAUCAAAAAUUAUUUUCUAUUUCUUAAAGAUAAAUGGAUUCUACCAAAUGAAUAUCAAAUUUUUAAAAUGAAAAGAAAAGCAUUCGUUAAAUGUCUAUCAAAUUUAUAUCAUUUUAUAAACAUCAAAUGGGCUAAAACAUCUGUCGAAAGUUUACUUCAAGAUGUAUAUAUGAAAAAAUUUAUGUUUGACACUUCUGAUGAAAUUAUUAUAGAGAAUAUUCAAUCUUCUAUCAAAAACAACUUAAAUAAAAGAACAAGUAAAUUUGAAUCUUCUCAUGUUCUCUCCAUAGGGGAAUCAUUAAAUCCAGUAGUAGAUGCAAGAGAUGAAAAAAUUGUUUCCAUUCAUGGGUCACAUGUAUGGUCAAAUAAGCAAAUGGAUAGAUAA